GUUGGGCAACAGCAAUAGCCUUGGUUUUCGUCCUCUGCGAAGUCGACAUUCUCCCUUCGACGUCCAACAUUGAGGUGCAGGUGGUGAACUUUCGAGGCCUUUGUCCGUUGUCACCCUGGGUGUUGAUCGCAGGCAUUCUGGCGUUCUUUCUGGGUCUGAUCCUAUCACCCUACAUUCCAAACCUCUUGGGCAAGGAGAUUUGUUUCCUGGAUGUGGUGAGUAUCAAUCAAUCAGAUCACGACUUGAUGGAGCGAGGCAUCUAUGGUCUUGGAGGUUUCCUGUCAAUGUCAAAGCAAUUACGCGUACUCUGGAGUCCUGACUACCUACAGAGGCUUUGGUGCGUGUUUGAACUGGCAGCGUAUCGGAAGGCAAAUCCUGCUGGGAAGAUCGUUUUGGCUCCCCUUUACAUCGAGGCAAUUGUCAGCUCUACCAUGUUGGGUUCCUACGCAGUUGUGGUCAUGUUCUGGCUAACUCAAGCGAUGAGUGUGAGACUUUCCUUCACCUAUGCAGGUUACAUUCUGUCGUUGAUUCCUGCAUACAUUGCCUUCCAUUUUCUGCGACUCUGCACGAGACAAAAGAUGCAACUCGUUGCAGAGCUCAAGUCGUUCGAUGUGGAGCUGGCAGAAUGCCGCAGUCCAUACGAUCGUGAGUUUGUCUUUGAGGGCAUCACAACGUGGUACGGCAGUAAAACUGCCUUCAACGAUUAUGUCAGAGGGCCACUUUUUCUCGAACUCAUAGAACCUUUAUCCAGGAAUCAAGUGCCUGCAAUGUAUUGGUGUUUGUUGGUGACGCCGACCCUCACCUCUGGCUUCGAAUUUUUCAUGGCCAUUUGGAAAGGAGGUGGUACCCGAGAGGCACUACUUUCACAUUUCAUCGGUGUUGUGAUCGGUGCCCAGCUCUGUUGGUUUCUGGUUUCCCUGAAGCUGGGCUUUGCCUUGUGCUACCGCUUUGCAAGUCGAAGCCGGCUGGACUUAGUGAAGACGCUCUUGAUUUUUCUGGUGUUCGUUUCUUGUGUUGUCUUUGGUACUGCCUUGGCCACCAUUGCGUACACCUCCAGCCUCAAUGCUGCCAUAGCUUUCACAUCCGGAGCCAUGCUGAUCGCAGUCUUCUCGUUUGAGUGGAGACGCAUUUGGCGACUAAGAUAUGGGUGACAGCGACAUGUCGACACGAUAUGGACAUAUUUGGACAUAUUUGGACGAAACUUGGCGACCUUGGCGGGCAACUUUUCCAUCUUUUCCGGUGAGGGGAGAGAAUCUCGGGUCGCAGAGCCGAGAUCGAAAGGGACCGCAAGGGUCCGAAAGGGUCCGCCUUGGCCAUGGCCUUUGGCUUGGAGAUUGGCCACCAUAGCGAAGGGAACGAGCAGGACUGUAGAGCAGGACUGUAUAUUCUUGUAGCAUCUUGUAGCCAUAGUCUCAGUGAAAUGGAAUGGCCCGGCAAAAUGAGUUUCCACCAUGAAGCUCUAUCGAAGCAGAGCGCAAUGCGGAGCACCUCUGCAAAGAGUCUCAGAGGUUUCAACCUGUUUCAACUGCGCAGGACGGAAAA
Messenger RNA from Cladocopium goreaui, 1542 nucleotides. The record is from the annotation of a GenBank genome assembly. Lineage: Eukaryota; Dinophyceae; Suessiales; Symbiodiniaceae.